ACUUCUUAAUAACUUUAUUGAAAAUGAUUGAACGUUAUACGGAUACGUCGGUAAUGUUCAAAUAGCGCCUAUUUGAUCUAGUUUACAUAGAUGACGUAGCGCUGUUUAUAAUUCCAUUGGAUCACCUUUUUCCCGCCCUAUUUCAUAGUUUCUCGACAAGUCAUUCGGUUAACCGUUAUCUUUAGAUAACCUCUCAUUUUCGAAAAAUCUACUGUGGAUUUGUUUAUAUACAAAUUAUAAUUUUUAUAUCGUUUAUAAUAAUAAAAUGGAGUUAUUGCAAGAUCCCAUUUUUAAAUCUAGAUAUCAGAAAUAUAAGCGCCGUGUGAAAUUAUGGGAAAGUGAUUUUAUGGAAAAAUAUGGACGUAAACCAACAAGGAAUGAUAUCAAGGAGGCCGAUAUUACGAUUAAGGAAGCAUAUAAAAUGUAUUGGAAAUUAAAAACUGAUGCAUUGGAGGAGACCCUAAUGGAUAUUACAUUUUCUGAAGAUACGGAAACGAAUAUUUCUGUUGUUGAGUCUUCUGUACGACAAGCUAUGGGAAAAACAGAAGAUAGAUCAUUAAUAAAUUCCAAUGAGAAAGAUAGCGAAAAUAUAGAUCCAACGAGUGCUACCUUGAUAGACGAGCCCGAAAUAAAAAAUCUUAAGGACGUAUGGAGCGACAAUAUUUGUAAAAAUGUGGAUUCUUCGUCUAGGAAGAAAAAACAAUUGUUGGUCGGUAAAUCGACUUCUUUUCAAUUAUCUCGUAAUAAAUUUACGUCUUCCAAUUUUACAAAAAGAAAUCCUCGAAAAUCAUUACCACAGACAAAAGUCAGAAAUAAUGUUAAAAAAGAUGAAACUCAUGACAAGUCGGAGACAAAACUUGACGUAAUUGAAGAGGAUACAAAUAAAAAGACUAAGACUAUUUUCGGUGACUCUGUAAAAAUAAUAAAUACAGAAUCGAAAGUCAAUAGUCAGUCUGUAAAUACGAUUCAUCAAUUGAUAGAGAAUCAAAUAAUUACGAUCAAUCGAAAUAUAAAUGAAGGAUGGUUAAAUAGAUGUGUGGAAGAAAAAAAUUCAGAUACAAGCUCUACUAUUUCUCAAAGACUUUCUAGUUUGAGUGACUCUGGUACCGAAUCAAUGGAAUCUAAUUCUCCGAAAGAUGUAAAAAAAUUAUCCAAUGAUAAAUCAUUACAAGUAUCAGACGAAGAAGAUUUUAUAUGUAAUAGUGAUACCGAAGAAGAUCAUAAGAAUAAACGUAUUAGAAAUUCUAAUAAAAAAUUGAAUGAUAUUGAUCGUGUUAUCAAGCGACCUUGCAUAGAAACUAAUAAUCUUUUAUCUAAUAAUCUGUUAAAAAUUAAUGAUGAUGAAGUCAAUGUAUUAACGUUGUGUAAUAUUGAAAUAAAUAAUGCUUCAAUGGAAUUAAGUUCACAAAGUAUUGAAAAAAAUAUAAAUGAAGAAAAAGAAAUAGCACAGAGUAUAGAUAUACCAAAUAAUAAGAAAAAUGACUCUAACACAGAUAAUUGUAUUAGUGAAGAUAUAUCUCCAAAGGAAAAAAAAUUAACAAGGAGAAGAGGAAGAACACAAAGAGUUAAGAAUAAAAAUGAUACAACGAAGAACGAUGAAAAAUCAAAUGAAACAAGACCUAAGAGACGUUCUAGAAAAAAACAAGUUAUAGACAAUGAGAAAAAUGAUGAAGAUUCAUUGUCAGCCAUAGAAAACACUGAUACGCCAAUAUAUGGUAUAGAAACUUUAGAAGCAGUGCCGCGCAUUGCGAUAUCUUCAUCUAAUACUGGAGAUUUGGUCGCCGAUUUUUCCAAUUCCGUUUCAUUAUUAGAUUCUGUUACAUCUGUUAAUUCUGUUACCAGUAAUUUGAAAGGAACAAAAACUGACAAAGAAAAAUUAGAACAAAAGGUUGCAACUGGAAACUUAAAUGAUAAUUUUAUUAGAGUAAAUUUAAAGAAAAAAAUUUUUGUACGUGGCAAAAAGUCAUUUAAUCUUUCGAAGUAUAAGAAAAAUCAAUGGAAACAAAAAAAGAAAGCUUUAGAAUCGAGCGAGGAAAAUCUCGACGUAAUUGAUUAUAUCGAAAAGAAUGGUAUGUCCUGUUUUAAAUGCGGUGGGACUGGACACUUUGCUCGUAAUUGUACAGCAUUGAAAACAAGUAAUUUAUUACCAUUGAUUGAGACUGAUGAGCUUGCACAGUAUCCAAGUUUAGAAGAGGCAGAAAAAAUGGCAAGUCAAAGUGCCCUUGUUGCGCAUAGUAAACAAAUUAAUAGGCUACCCGAAAAACCUUUGUAUGUCUCACAAAAAGAGGAAUUGCAAUUAAUAUACAAUGAUGAUGAAUAUAUUUUGGAUGAUGCUGAUAUUGCAGAGAUUAUGGAAGAAGAAGGAGGAGGAGGAGAAGAAGAAGAAGAAGAAGAAGAAGAAGAGAAAGAAAAGAAGGAGGAGAUGAAAGAAAUUUCUGGAGUGCAUAAAAUUCCUGACGAAUUACUAGCCAAAUUAUUACUCCCUGAAAUUAAAGUAUUAACUGCAUUAUAUCCACCGAAAGAAGAUCAAUCUCUUAUUAAUACACCUAAGGAAGUCUUUGAAGUUUUGCAUAUGUUUGGUCAUAACAGCUUUAGACCGGGACAAGAGAAAGCAAUAAUGAGAAUAUUAUCUGGUCAAUCGACGUUACUUACUUUGUCAACUGGUUCUGGAAAAUCUUUAUGUUAUCAAUUGCCAGCAUACUUAUAUUCCAAAUAUUCCACUUGCAUAACAUUAGUUAUUUCGCCAUUAGUAUCAUUAAUGGAUGAUCAAGUCACUGGCAUGCCAUCAUUUAUAUCUGCUGCUUGUUUGCAUACUAAUCAAACUCCUAAAGUAAGGGAUAACGUAAUGCGACUUGUAAAACAGUCGAAAAUACAAAUAUUACUUAUUUCGCCAGAAGCAGUAGUCGCUGGUGAAAAAUCAACUGGAUUUGGUGCUUUGCUUAGAGAACUUCCACCUAUAGCAUUUGCUUGUAUAGACGAAGCUCAUUGCAUAUCUCAAUGGUCUCAUAAUUUCCGUCCAUCGUAUCUUAUGAUUUGUCGUGUACUUAAAGAAAAAUUAGGGGUAAAAACAGUAUUGGGUCUAACUGCAACUGCUACUAAAUCCACUGCUGAAAGUAUAGUUCAUCAUUUGGAUAUCCAUGAUGGAAUGGCAGGCGUUAUAUCGGAUAUACCAUUACCUAACAAUCUAUUUUUAACUGUAUCAAGGGAUGAACAAAGGGAUAAUGCUUUAGUUAAACUCUUGUUAACUGAGAGAUUCAAAGAAUGUAAUUCUAUAAUUAUUUACUGCACACGUAGAGAAGAAUGUAUGCGAAUCGCAGGUCUUCUAAGAGUUUCCCUGCUGGAUUCACAACAAAUUACAAAAGCAAAUAGCAAAAUAUCGCAUAUAGCAGAGGCUUAUCAUGCAGGAUUAUCCUCUUAUCGUCGUAAAAUUGUACAGAAAGCUUUUAUGAAUGGACAAAUUAAAAUUGUGGUGGCAACUGUGGCAUUUGGUAUGGGUAUUAAUAAAUCAGAUAUUCGAUCUGUAAUACAUUAUAAUAUGCCAGCAACGUUUGAAGCAUACGUACAAGAGGUGGGAAGAGCUGGUAGAGAUGGAUUGACUGCACAAUGUCAUUUAUUCUUAAGUCCUGAGGAAAACAGUGACAAAUGGGAAUUGCGAAGACAUAUAUAUGCCAAUAGUAUAGAUAGGCAUACAAUCAGACGUUUGCUUGCAAAAGUUUUUAUACCUUGUUCAUGUGCACAGAUAAAUAAAAAAAUACCUACUAAAAGAUGUUCCGGUCAUGAAGUUGGUCUACCGAUCGAUGAAAUUGUUAGAACACUCGACAUUACAGAAGAAAUGAUUUUGACUCUCUUAUGUUAUUUGGAAUUGUAUCAUAAGAAAUUUCUUACAGUUCUUUCUUCUGUUUAUACAAUGGCCAAGGUCAGUAGUUAUAAUGGUCCUCAAGCACUUAAAUUGGCUGCACAAUCGUGUCCACCACUUGCAAUGGCAAUUGCAUUAGACUUAAAGAAAGGUAUUUCUCAUGAAAAAAGUACAACCAUAGAAUUCCCUGUUAUUGAUAUUGCCUCGAUUAUUGGCUGGGACAGUGGUGUGGUUAAAAAACAUCUCAAAGAUUUAGAAUGGAGAACAGUCGAUGGUAAAUCAAAACGUUCUGCUAUAUCGGUUCGUUACGAUACAUUAGGUUUAAGAGUUAAAGCUCAAGGUGAUUUAACUGAUACUGAAUUAGAUGAAGCUUUGGAUGUUUUGGUAUCUAGAACGCAAUCGCAAGAAGUUUCUUCCUUGCAACAACUUGAAUCUAUUAGUAUGUCACUUCAAAAAUUUAGCGUACCAAUAAUUAAUCAAUGUUCGAUUAUGUCUGAAGAAAUAAUAAAUAAAUCGGAGGAACUUAAAAAUACAAUACGAAAUUAUUUCAAAUCGGAUCACUUGACUAAUGAGACCAUUUGUAGACCACAGGUUAGAUUAUUGAACGAAGCACAAAUUGCUAAUGACGUACGUAGUUUGAUUUUGAGUUACAAAGAUAAUAAUUUUACUGGUCGUGCAGUGGCACGAAUCUUUCAUGGCAUACAAAGUCCAAAUUAUCCUGCCAUUGUCUGGAGUAAAUGUCGCUUUUGGAGGACAUAUAUAUCGUCUGAUUUUAAUGCGAUUUGUCAAAUAGCAACUAAAGAAAUUUUAGCGUUACGUUAGUUAAUACUUUUUUCAUGCAUUUCAUUUGUUUUGAUGACUGAGUAAAUUUAUUUUAUAUAUAUAUAUAUAUAUGUACACAUAUAUGUAGAAUAUUAACUCUCUAUUUUUUCAUUUUUUUU
This is a messenger RNA of Vespa velutina, 4797 nucleotides long. RefSeq names its product ATP-dependent DNA helicase Q4 (gene RecQ4). Bases 266 to 4678 code for a protein of 1470 amino acids. Lineage: Eukaryota; Metazoa; Arthropoda; Insecta; Hymenoptera; Vespidae. The record is from RefSeq and is a predicted model, not a curated record. Gene Ontology annotation, cellular component: nucleus; cytoplasm; chromosome. The transcript is spliced from 9 exons. Gene Ontology annotation, biological process: double-strand break repair via homologous recombination. Gene Ontology annotation, molecular function: zinc ion binding; ATP binding; 3'-5' DNA helicase activity.